GGCCGCGGCGCCGCCAUGCUGCGGGCUCGGGGCCGUGCGGCGGAGCUGGCGGCGGAGGCGGCGGUGCGGGGCCUGCUGCUGGCCGCCUUCGUGGUGAUGGAGUUCCUGCCGCCCUUCCAGCGGGUGCUGCAGCCCGAGGAGAUGUGGCUCUAUAGGAACCCUUACGUGCAGGCGGAUCACGUCCCCACCGUGCCCAUGCUGUUCAUCGCCUUUCUGUCUCCUUUAUCAGUCGUGGUCCUGGCGAGGCUCUUCAUGAACGCUGACCAAGACGACACAAGGGAAGCCUGCCUGGCUGCCAGCCUUGCUCUUGCCCUGAAUGGGGUCUUCACAAAUGCCUUGAAGCUCGUCGUGGGCAGGCCGCGGCCAGACUUCUUCUACCGCUGCUUCCCGGACGGCCGUGCCAACGCCGAGCUGGCCUGCACGGGCGACCCUGGCACCGUGGCCGAGGGGCGCAAGAGCUUCCCCAGCGGGCACGCGUCCUUCGCCUUCUCCGGCCUCGCCUUCUCUGCCUUCUACCUGGCGGGGAAGCUGCGCAGCUUCGCGCCGGGCCGGGGCGCCAGGGCCCUGCGCCUCUCUGCCUUCCUCUUCCCCCUCUUCCUCGCCACCCUCAUCGCCGUGUCCCGCACCUGCGACUACAAACACCACUGGCAAGAUGUGUCAGUUGGCUCAGCAAUGGGCCUGCUGCUUGCCUACCUCUGCUACAGGCAGUACUACCCUCCUCUGACAGACUCCUCCUGCCACCAGCCCUUCCUGCACAGCCCCAGGCAGCUGCCAGCACACCCCGAGAGGGCUGCAGCCUCCAGCUGCCGGCUGGAUGUGUAGUGUCAGGCUCUGUCCUGUCCUGCCAGCAGCUCCCCUGCUGCUCCUCUGCUGCUGGGGCACUGUGGGGACUCAGCAAGGCUCUGAUUGCUCACCAGAAGUGGCUGCAGCGAGGAUGAAGCUCAAGGCCAGGCAGAUGCUCUCUGCAGCACUGCUGAGCUGUCCUGCUCAGGGGCCUGUGCUGCCUCAUUACCCAAGUUCUGGGGGUGUCCCUCUCUUCAUGCCAGUCUGAGGGAGGGCAGCUCAGUUAGGAGGCUGCUGAAGCAAGAACUGGAGCCGUGGGACAGCCUGGAGUGACCUUUUCCAGCCCACAGCCAUCUCCCUCCAGUCCAGCUGAGCUGCCCCAGCCUUUCUCCCGGGAAGCCUCUGUGCAGGACCUGCUGCUUAGCUGGGCUGAGGAGCACAAGGCUGUGGUCUGUAACCACAGGUGAGGUGGGGCAGAGGGAGGCUGGAGCCAGCCUGCAGCCUGGCAGGUGUUUGUCUUCUUGUGCCAGCCCUGACUCUGUGAUGUGCCAAAUAAAGGAGUUGAACUUUC
Messenger RNA from Pogoniulus pusillus (Red-fronted tinkerbird), 1354 nucleotides. RefSeq names its product phospholipid phosphatase 5 (gene PLPP5). NCBI's taxonomy places the organism in Eukaryota, Metazoa, Chordata, Aves, Piciformes, Lybiidae. Gene Ontology annotation, molecular function: phosphatidate phosphatase activity. Gene Ontology annotation, biological process: phospholipid metabolic process; phospholipid dephosphorylation. The record is from RefSeq and is a predicted model, not a curated record. The transcript has 7 exons. The coding region runs from base 16 to 822 and encodes 268 amino acids.